Messenger RNA from Rubroshorea leprosula, 1687 nucleotides. The record is from the annotation of a GenBank genome assembly. NCBI's taxonomy places the organism in Eukaryota, Viridiplantae, Streptophyta, Magnoliopsida, Malvales, Dipterocarpaceae.
AGGAGUAGUUGACUGGAGAGUGCAGUUUAUUGGAAGGGAGAAGCAGGAAGAAAAUGAGGGAGGAAGAAUAUAUUGAGUACACUUGAGAAAGAAGUUCUAAUCUCAUGGCUGUCUAUACUCUAAUUAUUUCUUUUGUUCUCCUCCUCCCUGUUCUUCAGCUUCUCUUGAAAAAGAAAUUCAAAAAUAGGAGAAGGCAGAAGCAACUUCCUCCAGGCCCUCCUGCUCCUCCAAUUAUAGGAAACUUGCACCAGAUUGGUGCAAUACCACACAACUCAUUUUGCCAACUCUCCAAGAAAUAUGGUCCCGUCUUGCUUCUCCAUCUUGGCCGCAUACCUGUUGUCUUAGUUUCAUCAGCUGAGGCUGCAAGAGAUGUCUUAAAAGUCCAUGAUCUUGCCUGCUGUAACAGACCCCAGUUUGUUGGUAGCAGGAAGCUAACAUAUAAUUUUCAAGACAUUGCCUUUUCACCCUAUAGUGAGAACUGGAGACAAAAGAGGAAGAUAACUACACUUGAGCUGUUCAGUACAAAGCGGGUCCAGUCAUUUCGGUUCAUUAGAGAAGAAGAGGUUGCUUCUUUGAUGCACUUGAUCACCCAAUGUGCAGUGUCCACAACUGCAGUGGACCUUGGGGAGAAGAUAUUUGCCCUCACCGGAAGUAUACUGUUCAGAAUGUCCUUUGGAACAAGUUUGCAGGGCAGUACUAUAGAUCUCAAGAAGUUGAUUCACGGAGUUGUAACUGUUUUGGGAGGCUUCACAGCAAAUGAACACUUCCCUUAUGUGGGUUGGAUCCUCGACCCGAUUACCGGUGUUAAUGUAAAAGUCGAAAAAGUUUUCAAGAAAUUAGAUCCUGUAUUAGAACAAGUGGUAAAUGACCAUCUUAAACCUGGGAGGACAGAAAAACAUCAAGACAUUAUUGAUGUUUUAUUGGCAACGCAAAGAGAAGAAACUGAUCAAGAUGGAGAUCUUCAGCAAAUGAAAAAUGGUAUCAAAGCAGUACUUUUGAACAUCUUUUUGGGCGGAAUAGACACGACUGCAAUUACUGUGCUUUGGGCCAUGGCAGAGUUGGUAAGGAAACCGAGGCUAAUGAGGAAAGCACAAAUUGAAAUUAGAAACUAUGUGGGAAAUAAAGGAAGGGUAACUGAAGAUGACCUCGACCAGCUUCAAUACCUAAAGAUAGUUGUAAAGGAAACUCUGAGAUUGCACCCUCCUGUUCCACUACUAGUUCCAAGAGAGACCAUGUCCCCUUGCAAAAUCGGCGGCUACGACAUUAGUCCAAAAACAGUAAUCCAAAUUAAUGCCUGGGCAAUUGCAAGGGAUCCCAAGUACUGGACGAAUCCAGAAGAAUUCUCCCCAGAAAGGUUUGCUGAUAGUUCUGUUGAUUUUAAAGGGCAGAAUUUUGAGUUCUUGCCAUUUGGAUCCGGUAGAAGGGUUUGUCCUGGCAUUCUUUUGGGAAUAAUUACAGCAGAGCUUUUACUCGCAAAUCUACUCUACUGUUUUGAUUGGAAAAUACCAGAUGGGAUGAAGGAGGAAGAUAUCAACAUGGAGGAAGAGGUUGGCGCUAGUCUUACUGUGGGUAAGAAGACACCACUUCUCCUUGUGCCAGUAAAUUAUCUUCAGUAGACAUCAGAAAAAACAUGAUGUGAGAAGCAUUUCUGUAAAUCUGCAAAUUACAAUAAAUAUAGCUUCCACGA